Molecule: messenger RNA, 876 nt
Organism: Plasmodium vinckei vinckei
Lineage: Eukaryota; Apicomplexa; Aconoidasida; Haemosporida; Plasmodiidae
Product: CIR protein PIR protein
Exons: 2
Coding region: 1-876 (291 amino acids)
Source: RefSeq, a predicted model, not a curated record
AUGGCAAAGCCAAGUUGUGAUAUUGAGAAAGUGUAUAAAGAAUUUGGUACGAUCGAUAGCUAUUUUUAUGAGGAGGAAAAUAAUGGAACAACAUCUCUAAUAUCUAAAGGACUAAUCGACAAUUAUUGUCAUUACGAGAAUAAAUCAGGAAAUGGUAAUUGUCAUAAUGAUUAUUUUGAAAUGACUAGUUCUAGUGUUAUUCAUUUGAUAAAUAAUUUAAAGGGGAAGUGUGGUUUAGAUUUUGAUAAACUUGCCGAAUACGCUAUUUUAUGGUUAAGUUUUAAACUAAAUAAAAAGCCACAACAUAAAUUCGCCAAAUUAAAUGAUUUUUAUAAUAGUCAUAUAGAAAAUAAUAAGUGUUAUAAUGAUAUAAUAAAAGAUAGUCCUAGUAUGACUUAUAAGAAAAUUAUAGAUACAAAAAAAGAUUUGAUGAAUAUUAAAGAAAUAUCUAAAUUUGAUGGUCCAUUUAGUAUAUUAUAUUAUUUGUAUUAUGGAAUUAGUGAUGUAGUUAUUGAUUGCGGAGAAAAUUUGAAAAUUGCUAAUAGUUUUGUUAAUCAAUUUAAUGAUCUCAAUAAUGAUCCUAAUAAUAAAGAAAACAGUUCAUAUAAUAAAUUGUUAUCUACAUUAUCAAAUGAUUAUAACAAUUUAAAAAAAUUAUAUAAAAAGAAAUCUUGCGAUUUUCCAGAUCCUCCAGGAUUAACCCCCCAAACAAGUCCUGUAGAUAAUUCUGUAAAAGUUUCUGGGCAAACAUUUGGGGAGACUUCUGAAGGUACAUCAUCAAAUUCGUUGAUAGCAAGCAAAUUAAUUCCAGCCUUAUUGACAUUUUCUGUAAUACCAGUUUUCUUGGGAGUUGCUUAUAAGGUAAAUAAUAAGUAA